Molecule: messenger RNA, 352 nt
Organism: Colletotrichum phormii
Lineage: Eukaryota; Fungi; Ascomycota; Sordariomycetes; Glomerellales; Glomerellaceae
Exons: 1
Source: RefSeq, a predicted model, not a curated record
UCAUUUAUCAACAUUAACCUUGUCAUUUUCAGUAUACUGCUCAACGGCUUCCUCUCUUCCAGAAUCGUAGACUACUCUAUAAACAUAGGAGAAGCAGCUUAUAAAGGAGUUACCACGAUGCUGAAUAGCGCAGGUGUAAAGCCAACCUGGAGCCGGUGCGUGGUGCACCCUCUCCGAUAUAAUGGAACCUCCCAUCACUCACAAGCACAUACGACCACACCCAUCGGAAAAUUCGGGAUCCCGUCCGCUCUCCCAUAGACAAGCCGAUGAGGGCCAGAUUAGUAGUUGAGUCGGUGACGAUCAGCGAAUACCUGGUGUUGUAUGUUUUUUUUUUGGUGGUUUUAUGACCGGC